This is a messenger RNA of Linum trigynum, 1007 nucleotides long. The record is from the annotation of a GenBank genome assembly. NCBI's taxonomy places the organism in Eukaryota, Viridiplantae, Streptophyta, Magnoliopsida, Malpighiales, Linaceae.
GAAGUCGCUCCAACUGAUACUCUGCGUUGUGUCUUGUGACUGAGAUGGCUCUGGAUCAGAACUUGGAGAUAGCGAAGAAAGACGAUUUUCUUCAGCUGUUAGCAGAUGCUGGGAAGUUUACUGAGCUACAUACUGUUUCGAGCAGCUAUGAGCUAUCCACUAGGGACGGUGAACCAGAAACCGGAAAUAAUUAUAUGAGCAAGAGUUAUUGCGAAAGAUGGAAUGGAAGUCAAGAAAUACUACCCCGGCUAGUUGGAAGGUGAUGACAGAAGCUCCUAGCGCUCAGCCGCAAGCGUUUUCGCCGAUGAAGCAACAACUGUCUGUGGUGAUGAUGAAGAAUGGGAGAGGAGGAUUCCGACCGGUGAUAACAUCGCUGGAUCAAAUCCAGAGCAAUGUGGAAGAGAGCAUCAAAGGAGCAGAGGAGGCUUGCGCAGAGGAUCUGGCUAGCGGGGAGUGCUUGGCGGUGUAGGAUGAGGUGGAGAAGCUAAGCUCCGCUGUUAACCACACCCUAGACAAGCAGAAGGUAUACGACCUGUCGGACCUACGGCUCAAUUAAAGACCAAAUCUGGACAAUUCAUUUAGAAAAUCCAUAUCUAAGGAUGGAGAAUUAAAGACCAUUUUUAUUUUUCCUAACUUUCUUAAUCAACUCAUAUCUUUUUCGUUUUAACUCGGAUUUUAAUUUUUUUUGCACAGAUGGAAUGAGUUCAUUGCGCUCUACAAAAUGAGAUCAGUUUUCAAUAUUUUCUUAGAAAAAAAAUCCUAGCCUCUCGGUACCAACUGCAUACCAUAUGGUAUCUUCUUCGUUUUUAAUUCGUUUUUGAAAACGUUUGCAUAGAAGGGACGAGUUCAUCAUGAUCUAUUGGAUCUACAAAUUUCUGGGUGAACAAAUGACAGGACCAAAAAAAUACCACACAAUACCAUACAAUACCACCCUGGUACGAGGUGGUAUCUUGUGGUACACAAUGUUAAAAGUCGUAAAUGACAGUUAAUAUACUUAUACUAUCAUG